Molecule: messenger RNA, 1704 nt
Organism: Zasmidium cellare ATCC 36951
Lineage: Eukaryota; Fungi; Ascomycota; Dothideomycetes; Mycosphaerellales; Mycosphaerellaceae
Exons: 2
Coding region: 1-1704 (567 amino acids)
Cellular component (GO): membrane; endoplasmic reticulum
Molecular function (GO): long-chain fatty acid-CoA ligase activity
Source: RefSeq, a predicted model, not a curated record
AUGUCGUCCUCGCUGCAAAGCCUCGACGCACAAAUCGCCGCAGUACUGUCCGACUGGUCAAUCACGACUACCAUCCUUGCUCUCGUGAUCGCCGGCUUCUUGAUAUACCCGCUCGUGUUCGCCGAUGAGCCAGAUACCCAUCCUCUACUAUUAGCCCGACAAGGCACAGCCUCAGCUGUCAGAAACAAGGGCGAGUCAGCUGUAUACCGAAGUCCAGAAGUACCACAUGGAUAUCCCCUAAAGACGGGUUUGAAUGUCAAAGAUGCAGGAGCUCCAAGAUGGGCGAGCGGCAAAGAUGGCGAUAUUCGGGAUAUUUGGAGAGAAGUCCAGCGAGGUGGGCAGAAUGGUAGUGACGGCAAGGAGACUCCCAAGGGAUUGAUCAUGACGGUGCUUGGAAAAGAAGAGAUCGUGGAACACGGAAUUGAAGAUCUUUCCAAGGAGAUCGGCAUUAUUGGACAACAUAUCAAGCAGGCUGGCGUCAAGAAGGUCGCCAUUUACCUGCCUAACAGUGUGGAGUAUUUGACAACCGUCUUUGCAUGUGCUUUCUACGGCUUGACUCCAGUUCUCCUACCAUUCAACUUGCCACAUCCAAAGCUCUAUGAGCUCCUGAACGCUACCGGCGCAGAUGGCCUUGUCUGCGGUGCAGGAACAGUCCCGCUUGACGAUCUACCGCAGCAUGCCAAGAACAUCAAGUCCCUCGCCUGGGUCGUGGAGAAGACGAGCAGACACAUGGACUGGAACGGAGCUCCAGACUCAGCGCAAGGACGUCUUUCGGUCAGCGUCUGGCAUGAUGUGGUUGAAGAGAACAAGUCUAAAGCAGGCGCUGAACUGCCAAGCAACGAGAGCGACGACAAACCAGGCGAUGUCAUUACUGUCUGGCAACCAACUGACUCUACCUCGAAACCCGAGAUUGUGUCCUUCACGCAGGAAAACAUCGUGUCAGCCGUUGCCGCACUCAUCUCUGCGAUCCCGCCAAGGCAACGCCUUACCCCAGCAGACUUGGUCCUGCCUGCCGACACCUUCACCCAUUCCUACGUCCUCUGCCAGACGUUCGCCGCGCUCUUCACUCACUGCAGCCUUGCAAUCAACAGCGUGGCCGUACCUGGCGUUGAUCUCAACCUCGCUCGCCGCGGUGUCGCACCAACUGUCGUCAUCGCAUCCGCGGAGACUCUGGCGAAGCUGCACCAGCAAGAGCUUGGUGGCAUCAGCACUGGUCUUCAGAAGUUCGGUAAAUACACACAAGACCAGACAAUGUCAGCAGGUCGCAUGCCAACGGACGGGCUCCUCUUCAAAUUGAUCGGUCCCUCAUCUUCGAGCGGCGAGCCCGGCAAACUUCGCCUCAUCCUCACUUCCGACCGCUUGGGCGCAGGUAGCCCACCUCUCACGUCGACCAUGCUCUCAGACCUGCGCAUUUUCACCCGUGCGCGAAUCAUCUACGCAUUGACCACGGCGAAGGUUGCUGGUGCGGUAGCGCAGACGAAUGUGUUCGAUUACAGGAGGGAUGAAGGUGCCGCACAUUCGCACUUUGGCAUUCCACUGAGCAGUGUGGAGAUCAAGGUGCUGAGCCCCGGUAAUGAUGCAGAUGUUGGAGCGCAAGAGCCAAAAGGCGAGCUCGUGGUGACAGGCCCAGCUGUGGCAGGCGGAGAGGUGAAGUUGGGCGUGAGAGGAAGGAUAAGGGAGGAUUUCACGAUUGCUUAUGCCUAA